This is a messenger RNA of Aspergillus fumigatus Af293, 822 nucleotides long. Lineage: Eukaryota; Fungi; Ascomycota; Eurotiomycetes; Eurotiales; Aspergillaceae. The record is from RefSeq and is a predicted model, not a curated record.
AUGAAGCAUAUCAGCAAAUCAAUAAGCUUCCUCCGAUCUUUUUCUUAUUUGUCCGCAUUCACCCCUUCGGCUAGAACGAGCAAUUUCACCCCUGCAUCUCAGGCGACUCUUAUAAAACGCACAAUGGCAACCGCAAUGGCAAAGCGCCUUGAAGGCAAGACAAUUGUGAUUACUGGCGCAUCGUCCGGAAUCGGCAGGAGUACCGCUAAGGAGUUUGCCCGGACGUCGCCGAAGGCCCUGAAGCUGAUCGUGACUGCGCGACGACUUGACUCUCUGAAGCAGCUGGCCGAGGAGAUCAAGGAGGAGGUCGGUGAUGGUGUCAAGGUGCUGCCAGUGAAGCUGGACGUCAGCAAUCCGGAAGAGGUCAAGAACUUCGUCCCGUCCCUUCCAGCGGAGUUUCAAGAUAUUGAUGUGCUGGUCAACAAUGCUGGUCUGGUCAAGGGUGUAGCCAAAGCCCCCGAAAUUGACCCUGAGGAUAUCAACGUCAUGUUUUCCACCAACGUCACUGGAUUGAUCAACAUGACUCAAGCCAUUCUUCCCAUCUUCAAGAAGCGCUCCGAUGGUGGUCGUGGAGACAUCAUCAACAUUGGCAGUAUCGCCGGUCGCGAAGCCUACCCUGGUGGUAGUAUCUACUGUUCUACUAAGGCUGCGGUCAAGUCGUUUACCGAUGCCCUGAGGAAGGAGCUUAUUGAUACGAGAAUCCGCAUCAUCGAGAUCGAUCCCGGUCAAGUUGAGACGGUAAGGUGCCUGGAUCUAAGAGAUAGGAACCGAGCUAACAUCGAGCCUUCCGCAGGAAUUCUCAAUUGUGCGGUUCUACGGUGA